Molecule: messenger RNA, 3178 nt
Organism: Paramisgurnus dabryanus
Lineage: Eukaryota; Metazoa; Chordata; Actinopteri; Cypriniformes; Cobitidae
Source: RefSeq, a predicted model, not a curated record
UAGAGGCCGGGGACCCCGGCGCUGAAGCCCGGGGGUCGGCCGUCGGCUGUUUUUCCCAGCAGCAGCUCAGCUAUUGGGCUGCCUCCACCAGGGACCCAUGGGUGCUUUCAACCUUAACCCACGGGUACAAACUUCAGUUCCGACGCCGGCCCCCAGCCCAUGGCCGGGUCAAGAUGACCAUCAUAAGGGACCCGGCAAAAGCCCAAGCCCUCACCCAGGAGUUGUCCGCCCUCCUGGACAAGGGUGCCAUCGAGCCAGUAGAUCCCCUAUUGCACCCCAGGGGGUUCCACAUGCUGACCACUGCAGAGGUUCUACGUACAAUUGCCAAAGGAGAGUGGUUUACGUCAGUAGACCUGAAGGAUGCCUACUUCCACAUCCCUAUAGCUCCACACCAUCGGCAGUUUCUGCGGUUUGCCUUUCAAGGGCGUCAUUUCCAGUUCCGAGUGCUCCCAUUCGGUCUCUCCCUUUCCCCUCGGGUGUUCACCAGGUGUGUGACGGCGGCCCUUUCGCACUUGCAGUCGCGGGGCAUGAAGAUUCUCCCAUAUCUGGACGACUGGCUCAUCUGUGCGCCAUCCCAGUCUCAGGUGGCACUGGACACGUCGUGUCUUCUCUCUCAUGUGGCCCGCCUGGGCCUCCGGGUGAAUUUUACAAAGAGUUGCCUGGUUCCAUCGCAGGGGACGCUUUUUCUCGGGAUGACUCUCGAUGCAAUCACCAUGAAAGCUCGCCCAUCACCACAGCGGGUGGACGACAUCCUCCGCCGCCUCCUCCUGUUUCGGGAGGGCAGGCAGUUACGCUAUGUGGAGUUUUUGCGCCUCCUAGGGAAACUCACAGCUGCCGCUACCGUGAUUCCUCUAGGACUGCUGUCGCUGCGUCCCCUCCAGAGGUGGUUGCACGGCUUUCAUCUGGAUGUCAAGUGGCACCGGCACAGGAAGCUCAAGGUGUCACGUCGUUGCCUUCUUGCUCUGGCCCCAUGGAGAGUGAGGUCAUUUCUCCUGCAGGGCAUGCCCUUGGGUUCCAUCGCAUCUCGUCGGGAAAUCAUCACAACAGAUGCUUCCCUCUCGGGGUGGGGUGCUGUGUGGCAGCAUCGAACAGCUCAGGGGCUGUGGUCUGUGCAGGAGCGCUCACAGCACAUCAAUGUUCUGGAACUGCGGGCUGUGCACAGGGCAUUGCAGGUUUUCCUUCCCUUCCUGGGAGACAGGCAUGUGCUUGUGCGAUCAGACAAUGUCUCGACUGUGUCUCAUAUAAACCACCAAGGAGGCACCAGGUCUGCACCACUGUUGCAGGCAUCUCAGGACCUCCUGCUGUGGGCAGGGCCACACCUGGCCAGCCUGAGGGCGAUGUAUUUGCCUGGGGAGCAGAAUCAGGCAGCAGACUUACUCUCCCGUUGCAAGCCUCCGCCGGGGGAGUGGCGGCUUCAUCCGGAUGUGGUCCUCAGCAUCUGGGACAUCUUCGGCAGGGCAGGGGUGGAUCUCUUUGCCUCGGAGGAAUCGACCCAUUGCCCCCUCUGGUUCUCCUGGACGGAGAAGAGCAGCCCUCUGGGCCAGGAUGCUCUCGCACACGAUUGGCCAGAGGUUCUCCUCUAUGCUUUUCCACCAAUCCCUCUGAUUCUUCCAACACUGCAGAGAGUCCUCCAGCAGGGUCACAGGCUACUGUUGGUAGCCCCCUUCUGGCCGGGAAGAACAUGGUUUCCACUGUUGUACAGUCUCUGCAACGGUUUACCGUGGCGCCUCCCAGACAGGAGGGAUCUCCUGUCUCAGUUACGGGGCCGAAUCUGGCAUCCCGAUCCUCACCGCCUGCAGCUGUGGGUCUGGUCACUGCAGGGCCCGACCCGCUGCUGACUGAGUGUUCAGAUGGCGUCUGCAAUACCAUAUUGAAUGCAAGGGCGCCUUCUACCCGGGCGCAGUAUGAAAACAGGUGGCAGCUGUUUACUACAUGGUGCUCAGACAGGAAUGUGGACCCUGUGCACUGUUCAGUUCCAAAGGUUCUAGAGUUUCUCCAGUCACUCUUGGAUGGCGGCCGGUCCCCGGCUACCUUGAGGGUAUAUGUGGCAGCCAUUUCCUCCCGACAUGCUCGGGUGGACAACGACACGGUGGGGUGUCACAGAUUGGUGUCCCUUUUUCUGAAGGGUGCAUGGCGGUUACGCCCCCCACGAGCACAACGCACUCCAGCCUGGGAUCUACACCUGGUGCUCGACUCCCUAUGUUUACCUCCCUUUGAACCCCUGGCUCAGGCAGAGCUGAAGUGGGUCUCUAUUAAGACUGCCUUUCUCCUUGCUAUCACGUCAGCGAAGCGUGUUGGGGAACUUCAUGCGCUCUCUGUGAGUGACUCAUGUUUGAGGUGGAACUCCGAUGGCUCAGGGGUUACCCUGUGGCCGAAUUCAGCUUUCCUUCCGAAGGUUUUCUCAUCAUCAAACCUUAACCAACCUAUCCACCUGGCACAAUUUACUCCCCCAGAAGGGGAGGACAGAUUACAGCUACUGUGUCCCGUACGGGCUCUCAGAGCCUACGUGGUCGCAACUGCGAGUGUAAGGCAGUCAGACCAGCUCUUUCUCUGCUAUGGUGGUCCUAGGAGGGGCUGUGCUCUCUCCAAACAGCGGUUGUCUCAUUGGGUGGUGGAUGUUAUCACCCAGGCAUAUAAACGAGGUGGUCACCCCCUGCCAUCCGGGGUGAGGUGCCACUCUACCAGGGCAGUCUCAACUUCAUGGGCGGCUCUGCGCGGCGUUCCCCUGGAGCGCAUCUGUGAGGCGGCAUCAUGGGCAUCCCCGAGUACCUUCUCCAGGUUCUACCGGGUGAAUGUCGCUACCCCCCAUCCACUGGAGGUGGUCCUGUUGCCGGACUCUGCGCUCUCCUCUCAAUAAGGUAUGUGCUAAAUUCCUCGUGACUUUUUUGGUAUGUGUCAUCCAGUGCUUAAGCACCGCCUCUGGCGGUCAGUAGGGAUGAAAUAGAACGAGAGUUACGUAUGUAACUACGGUUCUAUGAAUCCCGGAUGACCGCCAGAGCGUUCUGUCACUCAGAAUCACUGUGUACUCGCGAGAAGAUUCUGUAGGAACAGAUCCUCUGAUGUCACCGGAAGUUAUAGACUCUCCGUAGGCAUCAGGGGUCACGGGUGACUUUGUUGGUAUAAACACUCGACCUGCGCAUGCGCGAGAUGGAUCAUUCAGUGCUUAAGCACCGCCUCU